GUACAGUUCGUGGCUCCUCUAAUCAUUGCACACACAGUGUGGAAGUCCACUGGCCGAUCCCCCUUCCUAAUUUUGCUUCUCCAUUGCUUCCCAAUUACUUCUCCACUUAUUGUGAUCCAAGCAUUCGCUGUUUCACCUCGAUCGCCAUGAAUCCCUCCAUCGAUUUCCGUCAAUUACUGAAUAGGAUAUGCGAUGCAGCUUCGUUCUAUCUCGCAAAGCCUCGAUCUAGCGUCAAAGACUUGUGCAAAGCUGCGGAUCAAUUGAGCGCUAAACUGAAAGACGUCGACCAAGCCAUGGGUGAACCUAAGGGCAAUGGGAAAACCGCCACUGAAGAAGCUCUACAGUGGAAGUGCGAGGCCGAGGCGUUUGUAUCUACAGAGGUCGCCGUCAUCCAAGAGGACUACAGGGCGAUGCGGUGCCUCAUAGGCUGGUCGUGGAAUUGCAUCUCCAUCAACCAGAGAGUCACCAAGAAACUGGAGGAGGUGAAGGAGUUGAUUAACCGAGUGGAUGUUUCUAGUGUUGCCACGACACGGUCGCCGCCGCCUGCCGUGGAGCUUCCCAUUUCAAAUAAUGUCGUCGGGAUGCAAUCAGAUCUGAUCCAGAUUGUGAAAUGGAAAGACUACGGCAAUUAGAUGAAAGUGCCAGGGUUAUAGGCAUCUACGACAUGGGGGAAUAGGAAAGACUAUGCUUUUGAAGCUCAUCAAUAACCAUGAAGAGAUCUCCAAGCUCAAGUUUGAGCACGUCGUCUGGAUUGUCGCCUCCAAAGAAUGCAAAUUGCAAAAGCUUCAGAUGGACGUGGCUAAGAAGUAUGCAGGUAAAGAUGUAAUCAACUCAGAGCAAGGAAUUAAUCAAUUAGCAAGAGAAAUUGCAAAAGUGUGUUCUGGUGUGCCCCUUAUUCUCAUCACCGUCCGCAGAGUCAUGUCCGCAAAGAGGUCAUGGAGGUCAGAUGCUCUCAUGCAGUUGAGGCAAUCACGGAUGCUAGAAGUCACGGAUAUGAAAGAAAGAGAUCCUAUGUUUGCUGCUUUUUUACUUAGUUAUGAUAGCCUGGAAGAUGACAACAUGAGAGCUCCCCUAUUGUGUGGCUCUUUGUGGCCUGAAGGUUUCAAAAUUCACAAAGUUGAAUUAAUACAGUGUUGGAUAGGCCUUGGUCUGAUUAAUGAGUUUAACUCGAUCAAUAAAGAAUUCCACCGAGAGCUCUCCCAUAUCGAGACUCUUACAUUUGCAUGCUUGUUAGAGCUUGUUGAUAGUGAACACACGGUAGGUAUCAAGAUGCAUGAUCUAAUCCGAGACAUGGUUUUAUGGAUGGUCUCGGACUAUGGAUCCAAUCAAUACAAGUGGAUUGUUAAAGCACAUGCUGGAUUGAAUCAGUUGGAACUAGAGAAUGAGGAAUGACAUGUGGUGGAGCGAGCAUCAUUCAUGCAUAAUGAUUUAAGUUCCUUGCCAAAGCAGACUCCCACUUUUCCCAAACUUUCCAUGCUCAUGCUCCAACGGAACUGUAUGCUACACUUAAUUCCUGGGUCAUUUUUUCAGGCUUUUCUUGUUUGACACUCUUGGAUCUCUCAGGUACGGACAUCACAGAGAUUCCUAGGGAAAUCAAGAUGCUAUCUGAGCUCCAACAUCUAAACUUAAACUCCACCCCAGUCGUAACACUGACAGCAGAGUUGAGUAGCCUUGCCAAACUCAAGGUAGGAACUGAGCAUCUUAUCAAAGUACCCAUGGGAACAUUAUCCAACUUACCUUUGCUCAAAUUGUUGGGUUUAUAUGAGAGCAAGUAUGCUAAUUUGAAUGAGCUAGAGGGAUUUCAACGAAGACAAAAAUACAUUGGAAUUACCCUGGACUCAAAGGCAGCCCUUGAAUGGUUGGGCUCUCUACCUUAUUAUCUACAUGGAAACUCCAACUACAGGACAUGAGAGACUUAGCUUGUCCAAGCCAACUAUUUGAGAGCAUCAUGAGGAGCGACUACAUAAGGCAGGGUCUUGAACGACUAGAGAUUGUAGAUGCCAUGGUAGAUGGUGAAUUAAUAGUUACUAGGAGUAACAAGGAAAUUGAAAAAGGCUUUGAAUGUUUAAGGUAUAUGGCGCUCACAAUUGGCAACAAUUUGCAAGAAAUCACUUGGGAAGCAGUCAAGCCUCAAACAUUGUUUCCUAUUCUUCAUGAAUUGAACAUUUCAAGAUGCAAAAUGUUGAGAAACAUCACUAAUUGGGCUCUUCAGCUAUCAAACCUCAAUAUCUUGAAAGUAUCAUAUUGUAAAGAGAUGGAAGAAUUAAUAAGUGGUGAUCUUAUCCAAAGGCGUGAAGAUGGACAGCUAAGGAGGUGGUGAAUCCACUGAUUGGAUGAAAACCUCGCUCCUUUCUGCAAAACCAAAACAGGGAAGGGGUCUCUGACAUUGGCCCUCCAACGCUCAAAUCAGAAAUAGGAGAAGAAAAAGCAUAAUGGAGACAGAGAGAUGAUUCUUGCCUUUCUUCAUACCUAACAUCCCCUUUUAUACUUUUCUUGAUGACCCUCAAUCUUCCCUUGUUUUAAUGAUAUUAAUUACCGAUAGAAAGUAUCUUUGUCUUGACUUCUUCUCAUUUA
Zingiber officinale is the source of this 2574-nucleotide messenger RNA. Its product is annotated as probable disease resistance protein At1g62630. Gene Ontology annotation, biological process: defense response to other organism. The coding region runs from base 685 to 1392 and encodes 235 amino acids. Gene Ontology annotation, molecular function: ADP binding. The record is from RefSeq and is a predicted model, not a curated record. The transcript is spliced from 2 exons. NCBI's taxonomy places the organism in Eukaryota, Viridiplantae, Streptophyta, Magnoliopsida, Zingiberales, Zingiberaceae.